Hemicordylus capensis (graceful crag lizard) is the source of this 2548-nucleotide messenger RNA. It is a transcript of the gene AKTIP, whose product is annotated as AKT interacting protein. The record is from RefSeq and is a predicted model, not a curated record. The transcript has 10 exons. The coding region runs from base 643 to 1524 and encodes 293 amino acids. Lineage: Eukaryota; Metazoa; Chordata; Lepidosauria; Squamata; Cordylidae.
GAGUGGAGCUUUACCUGCUGGACUGCUGCUUGUCAAGGAGUACGCCCAGUGGGGAAAGGAGGCAGCCUUUUCUCUUCUGGGGCUAAACGGCUGGCUUAAAGGGAAAGGAGGCAGGGGCAGCCGCUUGACAAGCCGGAGUUCAGCAGGUGAAGCUUCCUCCCAUUGCUUUAUUCUAAUGCCAGGGAACCGACUUAUAGGCUCGGGGGUUUGAAAAAGCCUCUGUGACAACAACACUUGUGUUGUUGCAGGAGUGACAACUCUCCAGAGCAGAGGAGGAAAAGUGGGCGGUGUGUCUGGAAGGUGUCUGCUGUGAGGGGUGGGGAGGCACCGAGUGUUUGGGGAGCAGAACCGAUCUGGGUGUCCCAGUGACCAGGAGUCCGGUGCGGAAGUGCUUGGGGAGAGCUGCAAGAGGCAUUCUGCUUCUGUGGGGUGCUGGAUGUCCUGGGAUGUUUGUGGGAGGGAGGGCAGGACCCAUGAGCAGGAAUGGGCAGAGUCGCACCUGAGUCUGCUGGAGGAGGCUUCUUCCGGUGGCAGCAAGGUGGCCAUGGGUGUAAAGGUCGCUGGAGGAUAGAAAGUAACCCCAGAAAGCUGAGUUGUCGGAAGGAAUAACGCAUUUACUGCUGUCCACUUGGAAUACACGCUAUGAACCCUUUCUGGAGCAUGUCCACAAGUGCCACACGCAAGCGACCUGAAACAGAAGAAAAGCCUCUGACUGGCGAGCUGAAGAACAGUCCUCCACGCACCGCUCCGAAAAAGCAGCUGCCUCCUAUUCCCAAGAAUGCUGUGCCCAUGACCAAGCCAGCCUCUCCUGCCCUCUCUGCCCAGUCCGCGAACGGAACGCACGCCUCCUAUGGGCCUUUCUACUUGGAGUAUUCCCUUCUGGCAGAAUUUACGUUGGUGGUGAAACAGAAGUUACCUGGUGUCUAUGUGCAACCUUCUUACCAGUCAGCAUUAAUGUGGUUUGGGGUAAUAUUCAUCCGGCAUGGACUGUACCAGGACGGCGUGUUUAAAUUUACAGUAUACAUUCCUGACAACUACCCAGAUGGUGACUGCCCCCGCUUGGUUUUCGAUCUGCCCGUCUUCCACCCACUCGUAGAUCCCGUCUCAGGUGAACUGGAUGUGAAGAGAGCAUUUGCCAAGUGGAGGCGGAACCAUAACCACAUAUGGCAAAUCCUGAUGUAUGCGCGCAGGGUCUUCUACAAGAUUGACACGGCCUCUCCUCCGAAUCCUGAAGCCGCUGUGCUGUAUGAAAAGGAUAUCCAGCUUUUCAAGAGUAAGGUGGUAGACAGUGUCAAGCUAUGCAGCAGCCACCUAUUUGAUCCCCCCAAGAUCGAAGAUCCUUAUGCAAUUAGUUUUUCACCUUGGAAUCCGGCUAUACAUGACGAAGCUAGAGAGAAGAUGUUGACCCAGAAGAAGAAGGCAGAGGAUCAACAGUGCAAAAGCGCGCAAGUGUCUGGCCUGUCAUGGGUGAAGCCUGGGUCAGUUCAGCCUUUCAGCAAAGAGGAAAAGACUCUGCCCACUUAACUCCUGCAGACAGCAAAGCACUCAACGCUUUCUGCAGGAAGAGGGAAUGGAAUGGAGAACCGAACGGCAAAGCGACGGUUUUCCUGCUCGACUUUGGAUUAGUAAAGAGUAAAUGCUAGCAGUGACUCAAACCAGCUCCAUGGAUUGCUCGGACUCUUCUUGAUGUUUUGACACACGCAUUGUUUUAAUUGCAGCCCGCCGGUUGGAAGUGGCUCUUGACAUGGCUGGACUUCUGUUAGCAAAGUCCACCCAGGGCAGGUAAAACCUCGGGCUGCUAAUCCAGCUGCGGGCUCUUAAGUGGGUUACGUUUUAAGCUUUUAAAAACAUUUCCUUAUGGGGCUAGCAUUUUUUUAAAAUGUAAAGAGCAGACAGGGAAAAUUUCAUCGCCGAGGGCAUCUGUGUUUAUGUAAACUAAUAUAGCAGAGUAAAAUACUAUAUUUAAAACUUUUAAAUGCAUUGGUUUGUAUUGUAAAUACUUUAGGAUAUGGAAUUUGUAAAUAGUUGGUUCAGAUUUCUUCUAGCCCGUCUAGGGGCAGCAAAGCUGCGAUUGGCAUGUAUGAUGAUGUGCAUCUAACUUUCCCAAUAGAUGUUGUCGCUAUGAGCUGCUUCUAAGAGAACUUCCUCCACCAUCUUUAGGCCUACAGUCUAAUUGCCUGCAAAUCUCAUACGAGGAAGAAGUUAAACUGGUGUCACAAUUGGCAACACCCCCCCAAGAUUGUCAAGAGUACACAUGUUGUAACCUCUUCUUCAUGAUGUUUGCACGCAUCUUAAAACCGCAGUCUCGGGAUGUGUUAAGUUCUCUUAGAGGCAGCCUUAAAACGCACAUUAGUCAGGAAGGCAGAGGAAGAACAGAGUGUGUUAUCAGGCUCUUUGACUUAGAACAAAUAUCAAGCUCUUAGUGGUGUAGUUCUUGGUUUAAUAAAACUCAAGGGGAUCUUGGGUAGGUUUCCUCAUAGCUGGCUGUCAGACUAAUGUGUAUUAAUAGUGGCAUCUUAAAAAAAAAAUAAAGACCAAUCAUGGUAAA